Molecule: messenger RNA, 2934 nt
Organism: Drosophila ananassae
Lineage: Eukaryota; Metazoa; Arthropoda; Insecta; Diptera; Drosophilidae
Product: putative defense protein 3
Exons: 2
Coding region: 1653-2156 (167 amino acids)
Molecular function (GO): oxidoreductase activity, acting on metal ions
Source: RefSeq, a predicted model, not a curated record
GAAAUUUGGGCGAAAAAUGUGAAAAAUAUUUUGUCCUCAGGUUUUGAUGAAGAUUGGGGGAGAAUCGAUCUACAAAUCAAUUAAGGUAUUCCGCUCUAGAAUCGGAUGUGUUUUGGCAAAGAUAUAGCCUUCGCUGUGGGUCACAAUGUGCCUUCCAUGCACCCAUAUAUAAAAGCUAUAGGGUAAGGACUAUAUAAAUGAAUAUCAUGGAUCUACGAAUAUCCUAAAGGACUUCAUCAGAAAUUAAAAAACAAAAGCGAAUCAUUUCUUAGUUGUAAUGAAGGUUUGUAGAGGAUCAGUUUAUCGAUGAAUUAAUGACCAAUCCAAUCCCCAAUAGGGUAUAAAAACUUCGUUUCCAUUGGAAGGUACUCACUACUCUAUUUUCUCUUGUAAAAGUUUUUAGAAACAAUUAGCAGCACAUUAAAAUUUUCUAUUAGUGUUCUAUGCAGUAUGAAUAUGAAAGUCUUCCAUUAGUUGUUGAAAUAAAUUUAAGGGGAAAUGUUUUGAAAACCCAUUUUCCGCUGAUACACGUUGGCGGUGCCCAGAAAGGAAACCACCGACUGACUGAAACCCAACUGCGAAAUGUGAAACGCAACAAAAUCAGAAGAGGAAAACCAAACUCACAGAAAUAGAAACCGAAACCAAAACUCAACGGAGCAAAAUCAACGCCAACGGCGGCUGCCUGUCAAUUAAAACAUUAAAACGCGCUGAAAAAUGCACCAAAAAGUCGAAAAACAAACACAGCAGCAACAACGCUGGCGAUUAGAAGCCUAGAAUUUCGCAAUUGAGCACUUAGAGCCAGAGCCCAGACUCAAAAAAGUGCACAGAAAAUAAUUUUAUCAACAGAUUUUUCAAACUAUGAUAAAUCAGCAAUAAAUCAUACUACAAUAUUUAUAUCAAAUAUGGCUAAAAAUUCGAAAUAGGACAUUUGAAAUAUAAUAUUUCUUUGGGUGUUGAAUCAAAAGCGGAGGAUGGGGAGUGGCCCGGCGUUGGGGGCAACACUAAUGUGUGACCCAGUUUGGGGCACCAUGCAGGAAAGGAACUCUGUUUUGGCUAUUUGCUUUUGAUCAUUAAAAACUGGUUGGCCGCAAACGCCAAAGCGCAUACGACUGCGGUUAUAUUAAUAGUAUCAGAGCCGGACAUAAAUAAUUAUGAAUAAAUCACCGGGUCCCAGCUGAGUGGAGUGUGAAUAGAGCGCAUUAAAAAUGUAUGCCUUCGGAAUUCAUUAAAUAGAAGGAUUAAAUAAACAGAAUUUAAUAUGUUUACCAAAGCGGAUUUGUUUUCAGGGUAAUUUAAUGACAAAUAAAUUGAAAAUAAACAUAUUAGAGAGGAUUAUAAAGGAUUAUGUUGUGAAAAUGUUAAAAAAGAUAUAAUAAGUGUGAGCAUGCAUAUAUUGUAAAUUAUUAAUAAUGGAAUGGGUUACUUUAAUUUAAAUAAUGAAUUGAAUAUAUAUUCAUUUAAUCGUGUCUAUAUAUCCCACCUCGCUUGUCCAUAUUUCUCUUUUUUUUUACCGCCCAUGUCUUUGGCGGCUGCGGAGCUUUCGGCGGCGGCUUUAUAAACCGCCGGCGAUGGCGGCCGCGAGCCGAGUUAUACCGUUAGAUUAGCCGAACGCGCGCGUUUUUCCCACGACCACAAAAUAUUAAAUAACCACCAUGAAGGAUCUCAAGAUGCACUGCCUCCUAGUGGUAGUACUUAUCGGUUAUGUGGCAGCCUUUCCGGACGGAGCUCCAUCGGAUACGUGUGUGAAGCAGCGAGCGAAUCAACCCAAUCAUGGAAAGGCCAGAAGUCAGCCGGCUCAUUCGAAUCCCUUCGAGGUUGUGGCCGAUUCCCAGACCUAUCAUCCCGGUCAGCAGAUAUCGGUGGUUGUGUAUCCGCACUCAGAUCAGAGCACCGUCUUCCGGGGAUUUUUCCUGCAAGCCAGAGAUGCCAAUUCCAACGAGUGGAUCGGGGAGUGGGUGCAGAGCGAGAACACCAAGACUAUUCCGGAGUGCUCCGCCAUAACGCAUUCGGAUAAUCGAGAUAAACUGGGAGCCAAGUUAAUUUGGAAGGCACCGCAAAAUAAACGCGGCAAUGUAUACUUUACGGGCACUGUGCUACAGGAGUACGGCACCUUCUGGAGCGACAUCGUUAACAAAGUACAGGCGGAGCCGCAAUAACUGAAAUUAUGUACUUAGUUAUAAGACAGCUGUACCGACCCAUCCACUCAGCCGGGCAAUAAAUCUUAAAAACCCUAAUUAGUCAAAAAGAAAUUGUUGUUUGAAGAUUUUCCAAAGACCCUUCCCGCCCUUUGCAAUCAACAUUACCAAACAAAAUUAUUGACUUUUUAGCCUAACGUUUAUGAAUGACCAGUCGUCCCACAUACACACAUCUAAAGGCACUCCCACAUUGGCGCUGCCCUCCACCCACCACCUGCCACCACCCACUCGAACUCAACCAAAUCAAAGGCACGAGCCGGGCACGUUUGGCUUUCCAGACACGUUGCCCAGCUUCUCAUUGGAAAUUCGUUUUGGGCGUGCAACUAAAUUGGAAACUUUAAGCACCUUUCAUGCCGGCUGUGCGAGGCGAACCGAUAGCGAUAAAGUAAUUAGACCAGGCCUCCCUCAGACGGCCACAAAAAUUGGCAAAAACGUAAGCCAAGAGAAGCAGGCCAGGUCUGAGUAUCUGGGAUUGCCCUUUUGCUGAUUGCCUCUAAUCGGACGAAGCGGAUAAGGAAUCAACAUCAGACGAUAAGGUCAUCCAUAAAUUGGUUCCAAGAACAGCGAGAAAAUAGAAAAUAUUCGGAAAUUGGACAAAAAAUUCAAUAAAAAUAUUUAACAAACGUUCUUCAUUAAUAGAAAUUGUUAUUGUUUGAUUAAUUAGUUCGCUAUCUGCUUGGAAUGAAGGUCUUUAUAUAAUUUCCAUCAAAACAAUCAAUAACAAAUAUAAUAAACAAAU